UGAGGAUGUUACGUGUUGCUGAUUCUCAUCUUUUCGUUCCUCUUUAAUUCAAUCAAUCUCAACUAACAAGAUUCUCUUUCAUUUUAUUUAACGCCAUUCUCAAUUCUCCUUUCAUCAAUUCAUCAUCACAUUCUCUCUAUUCAUUCAUAUAAUCGAUUCUUGCCUUCAGUUUUUUUUUACAUGUUCAUCAGUAAAAAUGGAAGUCGUAGUUCCUAGACGAGUACGGUCAAAUAAACAGACUAGUAAGUUGAAGUUGUCUGGAUGCUCAAAAGCUUUUGGAAGUUUAAAGAGAAAGGCUGAAGAAAUUCAUGAGUGUGGUGAUAAUGAGAAACCUGAAUCGGAAAUGAAGGAAAAUCCUACAGUAUCACAAGAAGAGCCAAGCAAAAUCCCAAGAUGCUCAAAUUAUUUUGGGAUUUCAUAUAAAAGAAGAUUUCAAGAAUGUCAUAGACCUCAUGCCGAUAAAAAUUCAGAAGCCGUAAAAGAUGUUAUGAAAUGUUUAAAGGAGACAUCUAAUCUCCCAUCUAAGAAAAGAGUUAAGUCAAAGAAGCGUGCUCUUUUAAACAAGAAACAGAAACAGGAACUUGAAGAUGAUCUAUUGAUGGAUGAUGUUGAAGAAGAUGAUGAAAUGUUUUUUCUUCUUAAGUCAAAGAGCAGGAGCAGAACUGGUAGAAACAAUAGCACAAUGCAGGAUGUUCAACAAAAUACUCGGAAAUGUCAUCAGUGCCUGAAAAAGGAAAGAAUGUCUUUUGUGCCAUGUACUAAAUGCAACAAAAUGUAUUGUAUGCGAUGCAUCAACCAAUGGUACCCUGAUAUGUCUAUAGAAGAAGUUGCUGAAAGUUGCCCAUUUUGUCUUAAAAAUUGUAAUUGCAAUGUUUGCUUGCGUUCGAAAGGAACAAUUAAGACAUCUAACAUGGAGAUCACCAAUUACGAAAAAGCUCAGUAUCUGCAUUACAUGAUUAACUUACUCCAUCCAUAUCUAAAACAAAUUUGUCAUGAACAAAGUCAAGAGGUAGAUAUUGAAGCCAAAAUACAAGGAAAAUCUUCUUCUGAGUUUGUGGUACCACAAAGUCUUUGUUGGGAUAAUGAGCGUGUCUAUUGUGAUUAUUGUGCUACCUCAAUUAUUGACCUUCAUCGAAGCUGCCCCAGUUGUUCCUAUGAACUUUGCCUUAAAUGUUGCCAAGAAGUUCGUGAUGGAAGUAUUACUCCCCGUGCUGAUAUGAAAUUCCCAUAUGUGAAUAGGGGCUAUGACUAUAUGCAUGGUGGUGACCCUCUACCAUUGUCUUGUGAUUUAGAGACUUCAGAUGGUCAUCUUGAGAUAUCUACAAAGUGGAAUGCACAGGCUGAUGGAAGAAUUUGUUGUGCACCGAAGGAGAUGGGAGGUUGUGGUAGUUCUGUGUUGGAGCUGAGACGCACCCUCCCACAUAGGUGGAUGCCUGACAUGGAAGUUAAAGCUCACAAUAUGCUGAAAAAUUGGGAAACUGAACAAACAACUCUUCAGUGGGAAGGAGCUGCAUCAAACCACAACUCAAUGGAAAAGGAAUAUUUUUCAGAGUCAAGAGACAUUUUAAAACAAGGGAUGUCGCUCUUCCAAAAACAUUGGGCUAAUGGCGAACCGAUUAUUGUUCGUGAUGUUCUAAAACAGGGUACAGGUCUGAGCUGGGAGCCAAUGGUAAUGUGGCGUGCUUUGUGUGAUAAUGUGGGUUCAGUUAUGAGUUCAAAAAUGUCAGAUGUGAAGGCCAUCGAUUGCAUGGCUAAUUGUGAGGUUGAAAUUAAUACUCGUCAGUUCUUUAAAGGUUAUAUAGAGGGACGAACAUAUAGAAAUCUCUGGCCAGAGAUGCUAAAGCUAAAAGACUGGCCUCCUUCUGAUAAAUUUGAAGAUCUUUUGCCUCGUCACUGUGAUGAAUUUAUUCAUUCCUUGCCAUUCCAACAAUAUACUGAUCCUCGGGCUGGAAUUCUCAAUCUGGCAGUAAAGUUGCCAGCCCAUGUUCUAAAACCUGAUAUGGGUCCAAAAACAUAUAUUGCUUAUGGGAUUAGAGAAGAACUUGGUAGGGGAGACUCUGUAACAAAGCUUCACUGUGAUAUGUCAGAUGCGGUGAAUGUUUUGACCCAUACGGCAGAGGUACAAUUAACCGAUGAGCAGCAUUUGGCUAUUCCCAAAUUGAAAGAAGCACACAAGGCACAAGAUGAGAGAGAACACUGUGCUCCAGAAAGGGCUGCUAGAUGCCUAAAUAGUCGACUUUGUGACAACAGAGAACAUGAAAAUGAAGAAGUAUUAGAAUGUCACUAUAGGGAUAACCAUCCUAUUGAAGUCAGUGGAGAUAUGUUUCGAAAUGACGUGUCCGAGGGUGGCACUUUUUCUGCUACUUCUACAGAAAACGAAACAACGGUAACAGGUAGUGCCCUGUGGGAUAUAUUUCGAAGAGAGGACACUGAAAAGCUAGGAGCAUAUCUUAGAAAACACUCGAAAGAAUUCAGACAUACUUAUUGUUCGCAGAUUGAAGAGGUUGUACAUCCAAUUCACGACCAGUGCUUUUAUUUGACUUUGGAGCACAAGAAGAAGUUGAAGGAGGAGUUUGGUGUAGAACCAUGGACUUUUGAGCAAAAACUCGGGGAGGCAGUAUUUAUUCCUGCUGGAUGCCCACAUCAAGUCAGAAAUCUCAAGUCAUGCACAAAAGUUGCUGUAGACUUCGUGUCCCCAGAAAAUGUCCAUGAGUGUCUUCGCUUAACUGAGGAAUUCCGCCAGCUUCCGAAGAACCACAAAGCUAGAGAAGAUAAACUUGAGAUAAAGAAAAUGAUAGUUUAUGCCGUUGAUCAAGCUGUCAACGACCUACAGGAUUUACUCGAUUCUUCUUGAUUGGCAGAAUACUACUUCAUUUUUGCCUUGUUGAUGAUCCGCUAGAUUGGGGGGAGUGUAAACAGUUUCCAGAUAGAAAAUUUUGAAGUUAGAAUCUUUGAUUUUAGAUUAUUUCACAAUUGGGUUUUUUUUACUUUUUUUUGGAUAAAAAAAAGUAAUUGUAUUCAAGAGAAAUGUUACAGAAUAAUUAUAGAAUUCAUGCCAAAAGAAAAUACAUGCAUUACAUCAGACAGUGUUCUUUUUUUUAUUGUUUUUAGAGGAAACAUGUUUCAAGAAAAUACAUGCAUUACAUCAGACAGUGUUCUUGUUUGUUGUUUGAUCAAUUUAGUUAAUUUAGAGAAAUACUUGUUUGAAAAGCCAUUUAAUGCAAAGACAUUAAGUUUAAUGGCAUAGUCGAUUUUGUAACACAG
Vicia villosa (hairy vetch) is the source of this 3264-nucleotide messenger RNA. RefSeq names its product lysine-specific demethylase JMJ26-like. The transcript is spliced from 13 exons. NCBI's taxonomy places the organism in Eukaryota, Viridiplantae, Streptophyta, Magnoliopsida, Fabales, Fabaceae. Gene Ontology annotation, cellular component: chromatin; histone deacetylase complex. The record is from RefSeq and is a predicted model, not a curated record. The coding region runs from base 197 to 2854 and encodes 885 amino acids. Gene Ontology annotation, molecular function: transcription coregulator activity; chromatin DNA binding; histone H3K9 demethylase activity. Gene Ontology annotation, biological process: regulation of transcription by RNA polymerase II.